CCGCCCGGGUAGCGCCCGCUGUCGCCGCCACCAGCUCUUUCGGCCGCCGGCACGGCACCGUCCACCGAGGAGCGGCGCCCGCCCUCCUCACUCCAGCCAUCGACUCCCUUCUCCGCCAGGACGCACCGCCCAGCAGCCGGCGCCGCCCCCUGGUCAACUUUGAGCUGGAGGAGAAGCAACUUUGACAGUGACCACGGGUUUCGCAUCCCGCUUCUCCACGGCAGCAGCGGCCUGGCGAGUCGCUGGGGUUAGGUGGGGCAAGAGUUUCCCGGGAGCGUCUGCGCGGCGUCUGGCUGUUUGCAACCUGUUUCCAGCGAGCCGGGAGCGGGAUUGUGGCUGCCAGUCAUCUGAAGAAGGGGAACUUGUUUUUCUCCCCCUGUAGCGACCUCGGCUUACAACUGGACAAAGCGGUUGAAAGGAUGUAAAAAGGCAGCACAACUGUUACCAACUGGAUAAAGCUGUAUCGAAAGGAUGUAAAUAGGCAGAGCAACUGUUACCAAGAAGGCAACCACCCAAAGGCAGGGAGGAACGUGGGGCUUGGUCCGGGCUUCUCCCGGUAGCAACAUUCAUCAACAGUCAGGUGUUGGUUACAACUUUUCAAGGUCAGCCGUCGGGAGCAGUGACUCCCUCUCUGAACCUUGCGGGGGGGAUACGCAGCGCUCGGGGUGGGUUCGGCCGAGAGAUGCACGGGAAGCCAAACGAGGAAGGAUUGUAAAGGGGGAGGGUUUGUGACCCAAGACCCAUCCCCCAACCUCCCCGUAAUCUCCCGUCCCCCACUGCCGGGGCGGGGGUGAGUAUGUGACAUGUGUCUAACUCUCAGCAGCAACUUAGGCAGCAGGUGUCGGUCCUAACCGGGAGCCGCGGCCGCGGGGAGCGCCCUCACCGAGCCAUGCGGGCCCCGGGCUCGCCUCUCGCCCGCACCUUGCGGCUGCUGCUUCUGCUACUGCUCAAGGUUUCUGCCUCUCCUGGCCUCGGGUCCGCUUCUUCGCCAAGAAACGAAACUUGCCUGGGGGAAAACUGUUCACCUGCACUGAGCCACCGUCGCAGCAGGGACUCUUGGGGACUGGGAAAUUCUGCAGAAGACCUGCUAGCCCGUGCGCUCAGGGAGGAGGAGCAGGGGGCAGCGGUGCGCGCACCGCUCUUUAGGGACAUAAGGGCAGCUCCGGGCGGUGACCCAGGUGCAGGCAGAGGGGCGGAGGCGUUGACCGCACAACCCUCGGGACCUCCAGCCAGGCCGCCUGGAGCCUGGAGGUGGAAAGGUGUCCGAGGUCAGGAGCCCCCUGGAACUUUGGCGAGAGGGAACCCCCCGGCUCUCCAACUCCUCCUUCAGAUCUCAGAGGAGGAAGAGAAGGGUCCUAGAGGCUCUGGCAUUUCUGGGCACAGCCAGGAGCAGAGUGUGAGGACGGAACCUGGCGCCAGCGACCUUUAUUACUGGCCAAGGAGAGGCGGGAAACUCCAGGGCUCCCACCACGACACCCCACCCAAGACGGUCAAUGGACUGUCUGGGCACGAAAGGAGGACAAUUGCACCCCCUGGCAGGGCGCUGGCCCAGAAUGGGUCCACGGGCGAAGGGAUCCACGAGCGCGGGGGUCCCCGCCGGGGAAACAGCACAAACCGACGCUUGAGAAUAAAGAACCCCUUCUACCCACUGACCCAGGAGUCCUACGGCGCCUAUGCGGUCAUGUGUUUGUCUGUGGUGAUCUUCGGGACUGGCAUCAUUGGCAACCUGGCGGUGAUGUGCAUCGUGUGUCACAACUACUACAUGCGGAGCAUCUCCAAUUCCCUCUUGGCCAACCUGGCCUUCUGGGACUUUCUCAUCAUCUUCUUCUGCCUUCCGCUUGUCAUCUUUCACGAGCUGACGAAAAAGUGGCUGCUGGAGGACUUCUCUUGUAAGAUUGUGCCCUAUAUCGAGGUGGCUUCCCUCGGAGUCACUACCUUCACCUUAUGUGCUCUGUGUAUAGACCGCUUCCGAGCAGCCACCAACGUGCAGAUGUACUAUGAAAUGAUCGAGAACUGUUCUUCCACAACUGCCAAGCUUGCUGUUAUAUGGGUGGGUGCCCUACUGUUAGCACUUCCAGAAGUCGUUCUCCGCCAGCUGAGCAAGGAGGAUUUGGGGUUUAGUGGCCGAGCUCCCGCGGAACGCUGCGUCAUCAAGGUCUCCCCUGACUUACCGGACACCAUCUACGUUCUAGCCCUUACCUAUGACAGCGCAAGACUCUGGUGGUACUUCGGCUGUUACUUUUGUUUGCCCACACUUUUCACCAUCACCUGCUCUUUAGUGACUGCGAGGAAAAUCCGCAAAGCGGAGAAAGCCUGUACUCGAGGGAAUAAGCGACAGAUUCAGCUGGAAAGCCAGAUGAACUGUACAGUGGUGGCUCUGACCAUUUUGUAUGGGUUUUGCAUUAUUCCUGAAAAUAUCUGCAACAUUGUUACUGCCUACAUGGCUACGGGGGUUUCCCAGCAGACCAUGGACCUGCUUUAUAUCAUCAGCCAGUUCCUUUUGUUCUUUAAGUCCUGUGUCACCCCUGUCCUCCUUUUCUGUCUUUGCAAACCCUUCAGUCGGGCCUUCAUGGAGUGUUGCUGCUGUUGCUGUGAUGAGUGCAUUCAGAAGUCUUCGACAGUGACCAGCGACGACAAUGACAACGAAUACACCACAGAACUCGAACUCUCGCCUUUCAGUACCAUCCGCCGCGAAAUGUCCACUUUCGCUUCUGUUGGAACGCAUUGCUGAAGAACAGCCUUUUCUUUGGUUAGAUCUAUGUGUUUGAUUUUCAUAUCCUGUCAACGUUUUUACUUAAUAUUUUUCCCUACCGGGGAAAAAUGCAACGAAAGAGAGAAAUAUUAACGACUGUAGAACUGAUUUUGCAAAUUAAUAUUUGUGCUUUGAAAAAAAAUGUUUAUAUUUAGUUAUUUAAGACGUAUGAGAAGGCCAAUAGUUUUAGAUCAUUAUAUCUGGUAUGGUGCUAAUAUUUUAUUUGAAAAAAGUUACUGCACCUUAACUUAAUUGAUUACUAACUUUCUUUUAAAAAUAUAAUCAGUGUAUAUUGAUGAUAGCCAUGCGAUUUUGUAGGUUAUUUUAUGUUUGAGUUGUGAUUGACGGUAUAUUGUAUAUGGUAUCGUGAGAUGAUUUGUAGUUAAGGAGCAUUCACAAAGUAGCACCAAAUAAAUUAUGCUUUAUUGUUUAAUGUCAUUGUCAAUCUACUUUUAACCGAGAUUCAAUAAAUCUUUUAAUUGCCUUAAAUACACAAUUACUGGUUCUACGCACAAUUUAAAGUCAGCCUUAUUGCUUUAAAGUUCUAUUUUCCUUUAAGGCAGGUAAUCACUAUGUUCUAAAGCAGUUUUCCUAAUAGUACUAUUUUAUAUGCAUGAUUCAUAUACAACUAUAUUGUAUGUUCAAACAAAAUUGUAUUUUUAAUAUUCAGAUACAGAUGUAAAAUUACUUCCAAGUAUUUAUAAAAUGUGACUAGACAGCAGAGCAGGAAGAAAGUAUCUUUUUUAUCAUUAUUAUUCACCUCUGAACUAGCAUAUAGAGCUAUAGAUUUUCCCAUUAUGGAUUAUGAGCAGAAUCUAGGACUAAAACAUGAUGCACCUGUCAUCUGAUUUCCUCUGAACACUGACCUUUGAAGCACUCUGAAUUCUAACUUUUCUCCACUUAAAAAAUGAACUUGGUUACAUCUGUGUGAUUUAAUUUCUCGAAGUAGAAUGAAAGUACAGUAGUAGCAUAAUAAAAUAUUUAUAUAUCUUGAUUUGAACACUUGAAUAUUCAAAUUUAUUUUGAAUUGAUAUUCCAUAAGCUUCCAACAAAAAACUAAUCCUCUCCAUUUGAAUAUUAGAUUCCCCUCAGGAGUUUAAGCUCCGGCAGUUGUGUAGGAUGACUGCCUGCCACGCAGGACACGUGUCUAAAUCAGGUGGCAGAGACAGAGGCCUGGCGAUAGAUGUAACGUCUCUGUCUUCAGACAAAGCAUAGAAGGGAAACCAAUUUUCUGGCCAGAAACCACCCUCUGUUUUCAGCUUGUCAAUUUCUGUACAUUGAGCAUAACCGAGUGGUGACUUCUUUCUUCCAGAUUAUAGCAUGAUGUUAUUUAAAUUGUUAAGCUUUAGUGUUAGAAAAAUUAAAGAUACUUAAUCUAGACCGUUCAUCUUCCAGAUGACACUCAGAUUAACUAAAUGACAAUGUCCAGAAUAUCUCCUUUUCCCUAGUCCAGUACUCUCUGAAGGGAUUUCCACCCACCCCACUGCCCCACUAUCUGUAUUGUAUGGAAUUUGAGGGAUUUGAGAAUGAGAGGAAAAAAAAAAAGAUACCAUUGUCUUCUUAUAGAUCCCUGUAAUAAAUCUUUGGAAAACUUCUUGAGGACACCUAAACUAGGUUUUGGCUACUGAGAUCAACAAUUGUGAUUUCUCAGUGUCUCUCCUGAUACUUAGUCAACUUUAUAAAUCAAGAAAUACCGACUGAGGUGGCUCAGUCAGUUAAGCAUCCGACUCUUGGUUUCAGCUCAGAUCUGGCAGUUUGCGGGAUUGAGCCAUGCGGUGGGCUCUGUGCUGACAGUAAGGAUCCUGCUUGGGAUUCUCUCUCUCUCCCUCUGCCCCUCCCCUGCUCAUGUUCUCACUCUCUUUCUCACUCCCUCUUUCUCUCAAAAUAAAUAAAUUUUUAAAAAGAGAGAAAAACUGAGAACAUGAUGUAGAAAAUGUUCUAUGUUAUCACCUAUAGUAAAUAAAAGUAACCAGAGCUUAGUGUCAGAUUUUCAAAAUUGGGCAGGGGUGGCAUGAGAAAGCAGGAAUAAGACAAAUGCAUGUACAAUGAUGGUUAAAGCUGGGACCUGCUAGGGAGGUGUAAAGGUCCAUGAUGGAUCAGAAAAGAGAGAGAGAGCCCAUCAGACUGGGAGAGAUCGUGAAAGGCUCUGUAAAAUAACUGGAUGGAUAGUCUGUCAGAAGUUUGAUAAAAGUACUAUGAGGAGUGAACACUCCAGGAGGAGGGAGCUGGUUAAAGAAAGGAAGAGAGAGAAAACUCGUGGGGUACGGCUGAAGAAUAAAUGUUUGGUUUGGUCCGGUCUGGUUCCCAUGCUAUGUGUGCAUAGAAGCCUCAUGGAAUAUGCUGAUGAAAAUAUGCACUGAAACCAUAUUAUAAAAGGGUCAUGCUUUGAAAGAUGUUCAGACGGAGUCCUUCAGGAAAUGUGGCUUGUUUUUUGAGCAUUGGAAAAACAUUGUUGCAACUCUGUGGUAGGAAGAUCAAUUUGAAGACAAUUUAAAUGGGCUAUUGAAUCUGAAAGUGAAAAAAACAAUUAGGAAAAUAUUAUACAGGUUUGACUCCAAUGGAGGCAGUUGGGACUCAAAUUUCUUUUUUCCUGGUGUCCUUGACUUUCAGUUGAAACAUAUGCCUUCUUAUUGAAUGCUAUCUCUGUCAAAGUAGAAACUUUGAUAACCACAAUGAAGUCAUCCCAAGGGUGAAGUAGCUUGGAAGUUUUCUCAUGGCCUUGAUCACAGCUUUCUCAUAAGAAUUCCUACAGCAUGCUUUAAAAAAAAAAAUUAACCUUUUUUGCUCUACUUCUUUCUAAUCCAGAUCCCGUCCCGUGUCUUCCCCCUCCUCAAAGUUUCCUUAAGAAGAGAAAUUCAUGCAUAAGAUUAAGUCUACUAAAAUUUUGAUUGAUCAGAAAACUCUACAAAUGGUGUCUGAGCUACUGAACCAAAUCAACUCUGUGGUUUCGGGAUAGUCAAUGAAACUCUCUUCAAAAUAUCUAUGUCUGUAUCCAUAUAUCUAGAUGUAUGUCCAUAUAGAUAUAGAUUAUUCAUUAUAUCUAUUAUAUAUCUAUAACUGGACAGUAUAAUCAACUCAGCAUUUCCUUGAUAAUUCACAAUUCUGAAGACUUCAAAUCUAUGACUUCAAAAAUCAACUCAUUUACAUUCAACUCAAUGAUCCUUUAUUAAACCUCUUUAUGCCUGGUGCUAGACUAGGCAGUUGGAACACAAAAUUUAACUUCUUUUCUUUUUUUUUUUUCAUUUAUCUUGAGAUAGAGAGCUAGAGAGCACGAGCACGCAUGAGUGGGGCAGGGGCAGAGAGAGAGAGAGAGAGAGAGAGAGAGGGAAUCCCAAGCAGGCUCUGUACUACCAGCGUGGAGCUUGAUGUGGGGCUUGAAUUCACGAACCAUGAGAUUAUGACCUGAGCCAAAGUCAGAUGCUUGACCAACUGAGCCACCCAGGCGCCCCUAACAUUCUUAACCUUAAGAUCCUUGUAAAUAAAAUUUCAUGUGACAAGUGCAGCAUGCAUGAAGCACAGAGUGGAUGGUGGGAAGCUGAAAGUGAACCAACUCCCUUUGAGAGCUCAGUGGUUGGGCGGAAAGAGAUAGGAAUGAAGGCUUCACAGAGGAGGAAGAGCAAACGAGCACUUCGUUCCAUAUUUCAGAUCUAAGUGAUUUACAUCUGAAUCCAGAUGAAUUUGUGUUUAUUCUAUGGACAUGUUGAUACUGUUUUUACAAAUAUAUGCUUAAUAAUUCUUCUUUUUUCAUCAUUUACUUUUUUCUCAUAAAAGUGGAAUUAGAAUAAAGGUCCACUUCCUUAAUAAUUAUGAUAAGAUUGAUUUUUAGUGUGUUAUAAAAAGUAUGCAAGUGAAAUUGAGUAGAGCAUGGAUGGGUGAAAUAAUGACUCUUCCAUUAUAUCUCAAUUCAUUUAUUCAACCAAUGAAUACCAUUUAUUCAACUUACUACUAUAUGUUAAGCACUGUUGUGUGUGCAUGUGCCAUAGCUGUUUAAAAAUCCUGAAGAAGCCCUCCCCUCUCUUGUUGAGAGAGACAGAAAUUAUACUAAAUAAAUGUUAAAGGAUUAUAUACACAUGGUACGUUUGAUAAAGAAAAGUAACAGGGACAAAAGGAGUACCAGUGUAAGGAGGAAUUAGGAAGAAGACGUUAGUGUAAAGGUCAUAUUAGAGUAAACAAGUUAUAUAGCCUUCUGGGGGAAGAGCAGAGGGAAUAGGUGAGGUGCAAAGGCUCUGAGGUGGACACAUCCUUGAUAGGUUUCAGGAAUAGAAAGUGGCCAAUGUGGCUCGAACAGAUUGAGGGAGGGGAAGAGAAGUACCAUAUGAGAUCAGAGAGCUGAAAGGAUGCCAGAUGAUAAGCUAUUGCAAUGACUUUGCUGUUUAUUCUGGGUAAGACUCCAUUGGAUGGUUUAGAGAGAGGACUGACUUGACUUUUUAAAUAACAUUUAGUUAUUUAGUUUUAAAAUUAAGAUACAUUUUUUAUUAAGAUAUAUAGUAAAUUCACCCCUUUUAGCAUAUAGUCCUGAGCACAUAUCAUCAUGUAACCACCACCAAAAAGUAUAGAACAGUUCUAUCAUUCUAGAAAGUUUUAUAGUUCUAUAGAACAGUUGUAUCUUUCUAGAAAGUCUCCAAAGACACAUGGAGGCAUGUGUCUUUGUAGCCAACUCCUUAUUUCACCCUCAGCCCACCUACUGAUCUGUUUUCUGUCCUUAUAAUUUACCUUUUUCAGACUGUCAUAUAAAUGGAUUAUACAAUACAUAGCUUUUGAGUCUUUGCGUAAUAUAUUGGAUAUUCAUCCAUGUUGCUGUAUCAGUAGUUUAUUUCUUUUUAUUGUGAAGUAAUAUUUUAUUGUAUGGAUGUAUCACAGUGUAUGCCUUUCCCAGUUAAGGGACAUUUGCACUGUCUCCAGUUUCCAGUUUGUUAUGAAUAAAGUCACUAUAAACAUU
This is a messenger RNA of Felis catus (domestic cat), 7691 nucleotides long. It is a transcript of the gene GPR37, whose product is annotated as G protein-coupled receptor 37. NCBI's taxonomy places the organism in Eukaryota, Metazoa, Chordata, Mammalia, Carnivora, Felidae. Bases 890 to 2731 code for a protein of 613 amino acids. Gene Ontology annotation, molecular function: prosaposin receptor activity; G protein-coupled peptide receptor activity. Gene Ontology annotation, cellular component: signaling receptor complex; plasma membrane. The transcript is spliced from 2 exons. Gene Ontology annotation, biological process: positive regulation of MAPK cascade; adenylate cyclase-inhibiting G protein-coupled receptor signaling pathway. The record is from RefSeq and is a predicted model, not a curated record.